This is a messenger RNA of Linepithema humile (Argentine ant), 2308 nucleotides long. RefSeq lists its product as uncharacterized. Lineage: Eukaryota; Metazoa; Arthropoda; Insecta; Hymenoptera; Formicidae. The record is from RefSeq and is a predicted model, not a curated record. Gene Ontology annotation, molecular function: oxidoreductase activity.
UUCUAAUGUGUAUAUAGUUCAGUGCGUUUUAUCUUUGUGUGUGUGAUAUUCCUUAUCAGAAGUUGUAAAAAUAUUAUCAGCUAAAAGGUGCCUUUUAUAAUAACUUGCUUUUAUAUAAAAGUAAAGAAUCUUUUUAUUAGUACAAAAUUGCUUCCAUCCUGUUCUUAAAAUUACCGUGCAAUAGUGACAACUGACGUUUCUUUUAUUUUUUUUAAUAAAUACUGUUGGAAUUCAUUGAGUAAUAAUCAUGCCUGAGCGAGUAAAUGCUAUACACAAAUAUUAUACUGAUCUAGAAUAUGAUAAGAAAUGGAAUAAUGAUGUUUUUAUAAAUGUUUCUACUUUAUCUGAGGAAAUGACAUUUGAAGAUGUCAAUGAUUUCGCAGAGAGAUUUCUUAAAGCAGCAUCUGUAAUAGAAAAAAAUUUGUCUGAUUUUAAAUCUCGCUGUUCACAUGUAGACGAUGUCACUACUAUUAUUGAAUAUUUAACUAAUUUUGGUAUGCAAUUUGUUUUUGGCAACUUUUUUGAUAAAGAAUACACAAGUCAUGAUGUAGUUUUAUCAGUAAUGCUUACAUUAUUCAGUAUGUGUUCAGAUCCUGAAGUGCAGUUAUUUUUGAAAAAUGCAAUCAUCAAAAAUUCGACAUUGAAUUCGACAGAUGCAUUUGACAAGUUUGACAAUAUAUUUUUAAGUCAUUGCAUUAAUGAAAUGAUACUAUUCAAAGAUUCAGAUUUGUAUGCAGCUAUCAGCUACUUGAGAAUUAAAAGUGCCAAGAAUUGUCUAAAUGACAUAAUUUGGAUCCAUAGAUCGAUACAAGAAAAGGCUUUGUGGCUUAUAGAGAAAUAUUUUAAGAAUCAAAAUAUUCCUAUUCAUAUUUUUAGUGGAUCAUGCCAACCCACAGAAAAAUUGCUUACACCCACUAUAUCUAAUGUAACAAGCAUGAUAUCCUUAUGGUCAGAAAAUCUUGCAACUGCAAAGAAUGUAGCGGCAUUAUUAAAUAAAGACGUUGUAUUUAUAAAUACAUAUAUGGAUUUCUCUGGUGGUGUCGUGCUUUUGCCUUAUGUAAAAAUAUUUAGCAGAACAUUGCCAUAUAAAUGUAGCCUUGGUAUCUGUCCAUUGAAAUCAGAUGCAUACUCAACUAAUGAUAUAUUUAGAAAUCUAUUCUACGAUGGCACAUGGCAACAACCUGUAAAAGGAACAUACUGGAUAUAUGACAAUCAUGGUACAUACAACGAACUGUGGGCAAACGCAACAAGCGAUGACAUCAAUAGAUGCAUUAAUUCAGCUGAGAAAGGAUUUAAAAUUUGGAGCGCCAAGUCUACUGAAGCAAGAAUGCAAAUAUUAUUAAAAUUUGUAUCCCUGUUAGAAUGCAAUCGCAAAUUUCUAUUGGCAAAUAAAGUGUUAAAAUUGGUGAAAUUCUUAUGCACUUAUGAGAAAUCUUUAUCUUGCACUCAAAAUGGAAGAUUAGAAGUAACAAGAAUUCGUAAGCCCAGAGGCGUUAUUGUUAUUAAAGAAUUAGACGAAAAUGUUUUGCUUUAUCGCGUGAUAGCAAGUUUAUUUGCUGGCAAUUCUGUCAUUGUGAUAUGUGGUAUUCAAGCCUGUAGUCUAAUAUGUAAUCUGUCAUAUUGUGACUUGUUUUCAAUGUCUAAUGUGCCACCAGGCGUUGUAAAUUUGUUGUCCAAUGAAAACACAAAGACUUUGGAAUCAAUCUUAUGCAAAAAAGACUAUGAAAGUUAUGCAAAACAGUUUUUCACAGAAGAUGAUUUGUCGACAUUUACGAAUCUUACUUUACCCAAACAAAUUAUAUUCUCUUUUAAGUAAGUAUAAUGAUAUAUGUGCAUCUAUUGUGUACAGAUUAAGUAAUUGCAUGGACGUGGAUAUACAUGCACAAAUAUAAACAUUAAACAUUUUAAACAUUUUAAACAUGCAUUUAUUUUUAUAUUAUAAUUUUACAAUUUCUGUCAUUCGUCAAUUGUUUGAAACAAAGCGGGUGACAUGAACGCAUAAUUCACUGAAAGAUUAUAAAAGAUUAAAAAUAUAUAUUUCGUAUUUUCACUCUCGUAAGUAGUGCAGGUGGUUAAAAAAUUUAAUGGCAAUGCAUCUGUCAUCAAAAUAUUUUACAUUGUCGCAACCUAUUCACGCUGUUUAAGCAAUAAUAUAUUUUCGUAUACACAUUCUUUUUGUAAUUAAAAAAAAUACAUUUGUUAUAAUCUUUUCACCUAAAACUCUUUCGUGAAUUGUACUAUACAUUUCAUUGGCAAUUCCGUUCACUGUAGAUAUAACAUUUGUGAAAUAAAUGAAGUGAAGCCUUAA